Molecule: messenger RNA, 3414 nt
Organism: Homarus americanus (American lobster)
Lineage: Eukaryota; Metazoa; Arthropoda; Malacostraca; Decapoda; Nephropidae
Source: RefSeq, a predicted model, not a curated record
GGUUUGGUGCCAGGGCUGUGUGUUGGGGUUUAGUCGCCAGUGUGUGUCCGGGUGCUCGCUGCCCCCACACUCUCCUCCUCCACUACCAACACCACCUUACACCGACAGUGAGGUGCUUCCUACCACCAAGGGCCAGUGCUUAUAAUACCCAAAUAGAUAUUACCGAAAGCACGAAAAAGUAGUGAUUCGAGAUAGUUUUCACGAUAAUAUAAAUCAGUGUUUUCUGCAAGAUGCCAGGAGAGAGCCACUCGGACGUUCCGGCUGCGGUGCCGCUACAGAUUGCUAUACAGUCCUCAGCUUUAUGUUUGACCAACGGCCAUUCCCCUGAUAACGCAGAACAACCCAAGUCCAUAAACUGUGGAGAAUGUAAGAAGCCGGCGACGAUCGUGUGUGGCGGUUGUUGGCAGGUGGGCUUUUGUGCCAGGGAUCACCAGCUAACUGGCUGGGUGAAGCACCGUCCCAAGUGCCGCCCAUGGCGUGUCGGUUGCUCGCCUGACCUGGGCCGUUUUAUGGUGGCCACUAGGGACAUCGUCCCCGGGAUCCUGCUACAAGACCAACCACUCCUGCUGGGCCCCAAGAUGAUCACUGAACCCGUGUGUCUCGGUUGUUACCGCCCAGUCAACGGUGAUUACCAGUGUCGUAGCUGUGGCUUCCCUCUGUGUAGCUCCGAUGAGGGGACAGACGACCACGAGGCCGAGUGUAAGGCUGUGAGAGACUCGGGCAUCCCCGUCAAGGUGUCAGUCUUCGGCGAGAUAAACAGUAUGUAUGAAUGUAUCACACCCGUGAGGAUCCUGUGCCUACGAGAUGAAUCCCCAAGCGUGUGGAACAAACUCUUGGCGCUGGAGAGCAACAGUGACAAGCGUGACGGCACCGAGGUGGCCGCUAUCACACAACAAACAGUCGUUGACAUCAUUCAUGACAGACUGCAACUCGACCAGUUCGACACAGAAACUGUUGAGAAAGUCCUGGGAAUCAUCGACACCAAUGCUUUUGAGAUUCGUCUGCCAGACUCGAGUAUCUUAGGAGUGUAUGGGGCGGCAUCCAUGCUGGAGCAUGACUGUAUCACCAACACCCACAGAACGUUUGAUGCAGACCUCAACCUUGUAGUAAGAGCUGCUAUUCCUAUCAAACGCGGCGAGCAUCUCACCUCCUGCUAUACAGACCCCCUCACAACCACCUCCAGUAGACAGGAACAUUUACGUGCUUCAAAGUAUUUCAUCUGUAGUUGUAAGCGUUGCAUAGACCCAACAGAGCUCAAGACCUGUCUGUUUGCUAAGGGACUGUGUCCAGAAACAGGCGGUGCUAACGGCCAGUCAUCUAGUAAGGAAGGUGAUGCGGAGGGUAACGAUGAACCUGGUCCCUAUAUUGUCCCACAGGAUCCUAUCUCACCCUCCUCGAAUUGGAAGUGCAUAUCCUGUGGGCAUCCCUCGUCAGACGACUACCCUGACAGGAUCACCUCGGUGGUGGCUGAGGAGGCCGAGGAACUGGAAGCAUCGUCCCCUACCGUGGCCCUGUGUGAAGCCUUCCUCGAGAAAUGGAACCACCUCUUCCACCCGGACCACGCCAUCUUCCUAAACGUGAGUGUUGCGUUGCUUCACCUAUACGGGUCAGAGGAAGGGUACGAACUGGAUGACCUCCCCAUCCACCUGGCCCGGAAGGAGGAGCUGUGUCGCCAGGUACUGAAGGUCGCCGACGUCCUCGUGCCAGGUAUCUCACGAUUGAGGGGCUCAGUGCUGUACGAGCUCUAUCAGUCACUGUUCUACAAGGCCCGCGCCCUCUUCAUGGUCGGCGCCGCUACAGGUGAACAAGCCCGUAGACUGGCCAUGGAUGCGCUGACAGCCCUCAAGGAGUGCGCCAAGAUCUUGAGCUAUGAGCCAGAGGUACAGCCAGAGGGGCAGCUGGGCCUCGAAGCUAAGGAGGAGAUCAAGCAGUUGCAACAGUGGAUAAAAGAGGAGGGAUGGAAAUACUGAGGAGGACUCUUAUCUAGAGAAUAUUGGUGAUAGUGUAACUUAUGAUCACACAACCCAGCACAGAAACUGGCGUGUCUGGGGUAUAACGAUAUUUAGAGGUAGGGUCAUUGUAACUGAUUUGCCUUAUUGGAAAUAAUUGGGUCAUUUAUUGGUAGGUUUUGACUAAAAAAUUUCACGAAUGACUUUUUUGGGUAAAAUUUUCUAGAGCUUAGACCAUCUUAUAGAUGGACAACUAUUUAACAAGUAUUAGUUAGGUGUUAUUUGGAAUGAGGUGGAGCCAGUGCUACUCGAUCAUUUAUAUUAUGUGUGUGAAUGUGGAUCAAAAUAAUAUGAAAGUGAUUCUACUUUUUAUUUUGUAUAAGUAUAUUUUCCAGUUGGUUGUAGAUAACGUCUUAUGUUUAUUGUAGAUCCUUUGUUUUUCUCGCUAGUACAUAUGAAGAGAAGAAUAAGGACCAAUUAUUUUACAAAAGUUAUGCUUUUUAAACAUAAAGAAAAUUGUCCCCAAAGAAAAGAAAAUUUCAAGGGUAACAUUUGUAAAAACCUAGAGUAUGUUGAGGUCUUUGUGUGGUUUCCAGUAAACUUCAUUUGGUAAACUUACAUAUACUUUAAAUAUAAUAAGUAAAUUCAACUUAAUAAUUACGUAGUGGUAUAACAAACUCCAAAUGUUGCUAUAGGUUACUAGUAGUGUGGUGUCUAUCAUUUUUAUUAAUGCAAGAAACAAACAUUUAGAGUCUAAAUUAUAGACGAACACUUGUGGGACCAAUCUCAAGAAACAGGAGAUCAUAUUAUGCCAUAACAAGAUAAAUUAGAAACGAUAACAGACUAAGGAACUGAUGGUUAUACAGACAAGUUAAAGUUAUUCAACUGUGUAGUAUAAUGUUAGCCUGAACAAGAUAGUUAUUUAUUUAGUAAAAUCAUCACGCAAAUUGUCAUUGGUUCAUUAUGUACAUAAAUCGUACAGAUAUAUAAACAAUAAUAAAUAGUGUGUCCAUUUAACCGAGGACAGCCACCCAAAAGCUGUUAGCAGCUAAUUUCCGUAUGAGUUUUUAACAACAUGGUGUGUAUUGCCACUUUUCAUGUUUGUAUGACAAUAAUUUGCAGGGAAAAAAAUAUUUUAGAGAAAAUUAUUAGUGUUAAAGUGAUCAUAAACAUCUAAACAUCUUCUGGGAGUUAAAACUUAAUGAGUAACAAAAAAUAUUUAAAUAAAUAAUGUUUAAGAAAUAACCUAUUGCGAGUAUAAUAGUUGUUUUAGAAUAAGUACUUAGGGCAUUGUGCCUCUCUGGGAAUAUUACUGUACUUGAAACAAAAUACAAAAUAAAUACUAAAUUAGGAUAUGAGCCAACACAACAUGAUCUUUUUAUUAGCUUCUUUAUGUACUGUAUGUACAACCAUGAUCGGGUGUAUGAGCUGAAUAAACAAGAGAUUUUUUUCUAUAUGAAAGAUA